Messenger RNA from Acanthoscelides obtectus, 612 nucleotides. NCBI's taxonomy places the organism in Eukaryota, Metazoa, Arthropoda, Insecta, Coleoptera, Chrysomelidae. The record is from the annotation of a GenBank genome assembly.
AUGAUAGGGAAAAAAGAUACUCAGAUGAGAGUUAAGGAAAGGUUCUGCGUUGCGCUCAGGUUCUUUGCUAGUGGAGACAGUUUUGUGAGUUUGUCGUACCUUUUCAAAUUUUCUCCACAAGUUGUAUCCCAAUACGUUCUCAACGAUCAAAUAAAAAUACCGAGAAGUUCAAAUGAAUGGAAAACAAUUGCAGUUGAAUUCGAAAAUAGUGUCGUUUUGAUGGCACUUGUGGAUGCCAAUUACAUGUUCACAUAUGUGGAUGUUGGAUGCCAAGGUCGUAUAAGUGACGGAGGUGUAUUCCGCAAUACCGUUUUGGGCAGAAAGCUCGAAGAAAAUAGUCUGAUGUUACCCAAAGAUGAAUCUUUACCCAAUUAUACUCAAACUACUUUCCCUUAUGUUUUCGUUGCAGAUGAUGCUUUCGCUUUGGGACCCCAUUUAUUAAAACCAUUUCAGGGAGCUUACGAAGCAGGCAGCGAUGAAAGAGUCUUCAAUUACCGGUUGUCUCAUGCUCGGCGUAUUGUUGAGAACGCAUUCGGCAUACUAGCGUCGGUCUUCCGGAUAUUUAGAGCACCUAUGCUACUACAAACCGACAAAACCGGCAACGAAAACUAA